AUGGACAAGCCUCAUGGCACCGCCUUGGUGGCCUUGGAGUAUUCCAAGGGCGGCGCCUACACGCCGCAUCACACGGUGGGAGAUGUGGUUCGGCAUGUUCUGCAUCUUUGCCUGCAGCCUUUCCACAUCGUCAAGGCCUGUUGGCUCCCCGCCUGCGAUGUGGCGGUGGCCGUGAAGGGCAAGUCCCUGGCGGAGUCCACGGCCUUGCUGCGAACGGUUCUCUCCAGGAUGCUUCCAGGGGCCGUGGAAGUGGAAGUCAAUGCCAACAAGCAUCGAGACUUCAUGGAGUUCUGGGAUGCUGCGCAGCAGAAGGGUCCUGAUGAGAGCUCCAGCGCACCUGAGCACAAAGACCUGCGCCAAGCGCAAAAAGAAGAGAAGACGACAGACUGUGAAGCACAGACGGCCGUGGUGGACCGACAGCACGUGGACCUGGAGAUCGACAAGCUCCGCGCGCUGCUCGGGGUGGUGGAGGCGGACGUGCGGCUCCUGCGACAGGUGAAAGAUGAGGAGGGUGGAUUGCAGGAGUGCACGGAUGGAGAGUUCAUUCUUCGUAGCCCUCAGCAACGAAAGAAGCUGCUCUCCCAAGCCGUUCAGACAGCAGCAUCGCUGCAGGUGCUGAGGACGGUGAGACCAAGCGCAGCCAGCCCGCCGGUGGGCCAUCCACCCGAAGCUGUACCGCAAGGGCUGCUGCGUGCGGUGAAGAGCGCCUUGGAGCUGCGGAAGUCUCCAGUGCUGCGACCCAUCCCCAGAGGUGGAAGUGCUUCCAGUCCGCAGCUGCCAGGACUUCCCAUGGCCGACCCAAGCGCAAGUGGCGUAGGUGGAGCCCAGCGCGCGGUGGCCAUUAUGCCCCUGCAAGGUGCCACCAAGUUGAGAACGAGUUCAUCAACACCCAAGCUUCAAGGCAUUGGCGAACCUGAAGCUUGGAGUGGUGGGCGACCAAAGACAUCAGGAGUGCUUGGGUUUGCAAACCCGGCUGCAAGCAGCACAAGUACUUCACCCGCAAACAGCCAAGGCAUGGCCACCGGCGAAGCACGAAGUCGUCCACCCACAUCAGGGCUGCUGGCCCCUGUGACCCGAGCCUUAAGCACUCCCAGCACUUCGUCUACACGAAGCCAAGGCAUGCCGUGCCUGCCAGCAUCAGGAAUGCUGGGCGCAAAUCAAGCUGACAGCAGCCCAAGCACUUCCCCAGCACAGAGCCAAGGUCGGCGCUCUCGCCCACCACGGCCUUCCACCGACUCGGUGCCGUGUGCGCAUGGGGAGCAUGCGGAGCGUCACUGUGAACGCUGCCGUCAGCCCCUUCCAUCCGUUGCACCGGAGGCGAGUGAAUUGCUGGUUCGCUUGGAAGCGGCUGGGAUCGGGCCAUGGCAGAUUGCAGAGCUAAAAGCAAGCGAAGCCAGGCUGGCCGAGCUCGGAGCAGGAAGACGAGCACCACGUGUGAGCGCCGCGCCGCGCUGGAGCGACGGAGGCUGA
Molecule: messenger RNA, 1470 nt
Organism: Durusdinium trenchii
Lineage: Eukaryota; Dinophyceae; Suessiales; Symbiodiniaceae
Source: the annotation of a GenBank genome assembly